Messenger RNA from Chionomys nivalis (European snow vole), 732 nucleotides. It is a transcript of the gene C3H3orf52, whose product is annotated as chromosome 3 C3orf52 homolog. NCBI's taxonomy places the organism in Eukaryota, Metazoa, Chordata, Mammalia, Rodentia, Cricetidae. Bases 1 to 732 code for a protein of 243 amino acids. The record is from RefSeq and is a predicted model, not a curated record. The transcript has 6 exons.
AUGGAAGAGGGCAGAGCCCCAUCGCCCCGGGAAGAGCUGGAGCUCUCGACGCUGGAGCUGGAGAGAGAGCAGGAAGAACAGACACCUCUCAGCGUCCAGAUUCAGCCUUCCUCCGCCCAGAGCCCUAGCCCAGCCCAGAGGGUCAAGGAAAGUCCCUGGAGUCCCUGUAACAAGACGGUGUUUGGACAGUGUAGACUGUGGAUGGUCAUUGUCACCAUUUUCCUGUGUUUCGUCGUAGUGAUCACUAUAAGCUUAUGCCUUAUAGGAGUAACUUACAUCGAUGAAGAUGAGAAUGAAAUGCCUGAAUUAUCGUCAAACAAAACAUUCUUCGUCAUGCUUAAGAUUCCAGAGGAGUGUACUAAUGAAGAGGACUUGCCUCACUUGCUCACUAAAAGGCUCACCGACGUGUAUACACAGUCACCGGCGCUGAGUCGUUAUUUCACCUCAGCUGACAUCGUGGACUUCAGCGUUGAAAACUCCACGGUAACCUACCACUUGCAGUUCGGAGUUCCGGCUGAGGAUGAUGGCUUCAUGGAGUUCGUGAUGAGUGAAGAGCUGGUGCUUGGAAUUGUGCGACAGAAUUUCCACGAUAAGAAUCUGUCUAGUUGUGAGAGUCUCGGACUGGACCCAGAAUCUCUCUUGCUCUAUGUCCACCACAAUGUGGAAUUCUCCCACUCCCCACCACGCACACUUGCUGCCAUUAAUUCUGCUUUCCCUAUGACGAUGGGCUGA